UUGAAGGAAAAAUAAAGAAAUUAACAAGAAUAAUAGAAGACGAGGCAAGAUGCCCUAAAUUUCGAAGGCAGGAAUCUCUGUGAUAUGAUUAAUCCGAAAGAUCAUUAAAAAAAGAAACGCAGAUUACGCGGAAGUAAUAAACUAUAAUAGGUGCUAAAAAACCGAAAACACAAAACAAAUGCGAAAACCAGAAUAAAAGGUUCGCAACAAUGGAAUCCGUUGAAGAAUCAUCUCCAUCUUCAUCAAUUGAAAAUCCGCCAUUAACGAAAAGCGACAAUUACUCAGUGGAGAAGGCAUUGAAAAGCUUGGAGCAAACAAAUCCAUGGAUCCAACAAGCUAUACAGCAAGCAGUGAUUGCUCAGAAGACCGUCGAACAAACCUUCGAUUCCACCAUUUCUGCCGCUCAUUCUCGCUUCUCUAGGUUUCGUUCCACCGGUUCCGCUCAUUUCCAGCAAACAAUUGAGUCAGUUAAGGAUGUGAAGGCAGAAUUUGAUGUUUAUGAAGCUAAAUUCUUUGCCAAAGUUAAAGAGGGUGCAUUUAUGGCGGCUUCGCAUCCGUUUAUUGCUACUGGAGCUGCUACUGGUUUGGGGUUUUUGGCACUAAAAGGACCAAGGCGUUUCUUGUAUUAUAGAACUUUGCGGCUAUUUUCUACCGAAGAGGCCUUGCUUGCUCGAGCUGAUGCCAAAGUGAAGGAGCUGAAGCAAUCGUUUCAAAGCUUCAAGGCUGAAACUGAAAAGUUAGAGAAAAGGGCAUCAAUGGCAGAGGAGGAGAUGAAAAGAGGAAGAACUAAACUGAGACAUGCAGGAAAUCAGAUUAGGAAAGCUGUUCUAUCUGCUGAUAAGAUUGACAAACAAGCAAGGGGCCUGAAGGACAUCCUUGCAGACCUUCCUAGCGCAGAAUCAUCUCGAUUCAAUUCACAGAUCAAGAAAGUAGUUGCUGAGGCGAAUCAGGAGCGGAAAGUACUUGCAAAGGAGGUCACAAAGAUAAGCAAUUAUGGGAUCUCCAUAUGAAAGCUCUUUCUACGUUGUCGAAUGUGACUGCUUGUGAAUAAAAUUGUCAGGAGGAUCGGAUUGAGUGAGAGAUCAGUUCCUCAUGUCUCCUGCUUCUUCCGCCUUAUAUCUUUUGGAAGUAAAGGUCCAGUUGAUUACUGAAAUUUUGUGUCAGAGAAUAUUGUACCAAUUGUUCAACUAAGAGAUUAGGAUUUGCUUAAGAUUCUGAACUUCCUUAAAAAGUAGCAAGUCUGUGCUAAUGUUGCGAGUUGCAACUAUACGCGGACAACAUUAAUUUUAUGUGAGACGCUAAGAUUGCGCACUAACAUUGGGUCAGUGACCCAUGAUAGAUUUCUUUGUGUCCGUACAUGGCACCUCCAGAUUUUUUUUUUUUGGCAAAGGACACAACAACAAUUUGGAAUAAGUUCAAGUUUUUAGCUACUUUUGGUUAAUAUAACAAUUUCUUUUAGCUACUA
Messenger RNA from Beta vulgaris subsp. vulgaris (sugar beet), 1465 nucleotides. RefSeq lists its product as hypothetical. The transcript has 9 exons. Lineage: Eukaryota; Viridiplantae; Streptophyta; Magnoliopsida; Caryophyllales; Amaranthaceae. The coding region runs from base 210 to 1010 and encodes 266 amino acids. The record is from RefSeq and is a predicted model, not a curated record.